This is a messenger RNA of Pectinophora gossypiella (pink bollworm), 1064 nucleotides long. RefSeq lists its product as uncharacterized. The coding region runs from base 175 to 918 and encodes 247 amino acids. The record is from RefSeq and is a predicted model, not a curated record. The transcript has 6 exons. Lineage: Eukaryota; Metazoa; Arthropoda; Insecta; Lepidoptera; Gelechiidae.
GCAGGAGGCGUGUGGUCGCUCCGCAACCUGUCAAUCUCGGUCCCGCGAGCAGUGCUCUCAGGCGAAGGUCAAGCAGCAGUGCUGCGGUGCUCGUAUGAGCUGGAGGGCGCAGCUCUGUACUCCAUACGCUGGUACCGCGCCGAGACGGAGUUCUACCGCUACGUGCCGCGCGAGAUGCCACCCACCAUGGUAUUCCCGCUGCCCGGCGCUUCUGUUGACCUGACGCAAUCGGACGAGCUGCAGGUGCGCAUAGUGAACCUGAACCGGCGGCUGAGCGGGCAGUACCAGUGCGAGGUCUCGGCGGACGCGCCGCUGUUCCACACUGACAUCGCCUCAGCACCGCUGACUGUCGUCGAUCCACCGUUUCGCGCCCCGCGCGUGCACGUCUCGCGAGGGAGCUACGCUCGUGGUGACGUCAUCCGCGCUAACUGCACCAUCGACGAGGCCUACCCGGCGCCCAACAUCACCUGGAUACUGGAUGACCACAAAAUAGCGGAGUCAAUAGCGUGGUCAACAUCGGAGCUGGACUUCAAAGAGCGCGCAGUGGUUAGCCAGCUGGAGCUUACAGUAUUGGAGACAGAGCACUACAAGGUCGGCCUCACGUACACCAGCAGCAGCCUGGCGCGGUCCUACUACCACGACAACUACAUCUACGACCGGGAUGCCGACAGCGAGGAUCGGGAGCUCUUAAGGUACACGAUGGCGCCCCCGUCAAGCGGGCAGUUCUCUCUGAGCUGCGUGGCCACUAUCUUCGACGUGUACAAGCGCCGCAGCGAGGCAGUCACCAUUCGAGAAGACGCACCGCACCCCGCCUCUGUCACUGGAGAAGAUUCCGCAGGGUCGUCACUGGCAGGCAGCGUCCUCCUGGCAGCAUGUCUGUCGGCGGCGGCGCUGGCCCUGCCGCGGCGCGUGUUAUGAUGUCGCCGGCCGCGCGCACGCCCCGCCCACACUGAAUGUUGUGAUAGAACCUACGAUAGUACUCAUUUGUACUAGCCUAACAUUUAUUUCAAUGUUGCAGAUUUAACUUUAUGUGAAUAUGUAAAUAAAGUCAUUAGUUACACAAA